AUCAGUCAUAAUUAGAAAUAUGCACAGCCAUAAUUUGAUAUUGUGCACCCCGAACUAUAUAGCCUGUAAGUGUAUCUAUUAAAUACAGCAGAUUUUGCCCAAAUUUGUACAGCGGUUGUCUCAUAAAUGUGUUUCAGCGGUUUACAUGCCUUUCAAUAAGGAAAUCCGAAUAGUCGACAUGCGCGCCAUUGUGUCGCCCCCCCCCCCCCCCAAACACGGUUUUCUUUUCUUUUUUUUUUUAGCUGGCUGCGGGUCUUACACACUCUUCUUUCAGCUAAUUUCACUCACCGCUAGAGCUGGGCCGAAAUAGUGCUUAUUAGCAAAGAGCCAUGACUCGCUAAACAAGUUUUAGAAAUGGAAGAGAGGAAAAAGAAGAACGACACGGAGGCGACGCUCUCGCGCGCUGGCACGCGAGGACCACGCGACAAAGGAGAAUCUUUCUCGUGCUUUCGAACACGCAGCUAAUCGUGGCGGACGCACUUAGAACCAUCGCAGAAAGGAACGGCAUCGUCCUGCCACCUGUCAUGGGGAUCGGUGUACCUAGCGGUAUCGAAAUUCACCGUCUUCGCCAAGGCUGCCUGUCAACCAUCUCGGAAGAGACGCCAUCCCGCAAGACGCCUUCCCCGAUUUCACUCGCCGCACUUCCAGAUAGGGCCAAGGAUGACGUGUCCUACGCGUUCAGUAACUUGGCCACCGAGGACGUCCUCCCAGAUGAUCGGGACCUCAAGCAGUGGUACACGGUCGAAGAACGCACUUGCGGCAGCCACGCAAGACAUCCCAGGAGGCUGUUCCUCAUGGCCGAGUGGUACCCGCUCGUUGGUAUGGGCGUCAAGGACACCGUGCCUCUGUGUACCACCAUGCAAGUCCCAUGGACCGCGCAAGGAACCUGGCACCAGACGGUGGAAGCCUCGAGGUUCACCGUGCGCCUACUGAUGCAGAGUGCGCGAGACCCGAGUACGCGUGGAUCGGAAGCGGCCGCGACCACGAGUGGCCGGUUCGUCGAGUGCGACCACGUGCCUUCUGGCGAGUGCAGCCUCGACGUGUCGGGCUGCAGGCGACGCAUCCACCCGCGUGACACGCUGCCGUGCGCGUUGACGGUGCUGAACGCCAUCAAGGCUGACGGCAACGGCGACACGUACGGCGUGGCUGUACCAAGCAGCCGCAUUUGGAGGCUACGCGCGAGGUUCUCCGCGAACAGAGUAGACGGCAGUACGGCAAUCCCGACAGGAGUCGCCCGUCGUCGCCUGCAUCGCCGCACGUGUGGCUGCCGUCUGCUCGGCUGCACUUUGUCACAGCUGCAGCGGCGCAACAGCCCCAAGCUCUGCAGGCGGCGUUACCGUCACCUCGGCUGUGCUUAUCCAAGCUGAGUAGUUGACCGUGCGUUCUCUGCUGACCACGUGACCGGCGACUUCGAAGUGCACUCGGUUCGCUGGUACGAUGGCCAGAGUAGACGUUUGGGGGCGCACUGGUGGCUCCACUACGAUCCCAGGAUGGUCACCUUGCGCAAUGCUUGGCGAGGACGCCCCCAGCAACCGCUGCGAGCUAGUCGCCGUGUCGCUAUCCCGCGACGAUAGUGCAACGAAACUGUGGCGCCGCUUUCGGGGAGUGCGUCCACAUUUCUUUCGUAUCUUUUUACAUUCCUUUCAGUGUA
Messenger RNA from Dermacentor andersoni, 1651 nucleotides. The record is from RefSeq and is a predicted model, not a curated record. NCBI's taxonomy places the organism in Eukaryota, Metazoa, Arthropoda, Arachnida, Ixodida, Ixodidae.